Messenger RNA from Periophthalmus magnuspinnatus, 1451 nucleotides. RefSeq names its product integrin beta-1-like. The record is from RefSeq and is a predicted model, not a curated record. Bases 133 to 1125 code for a protein of 330 amino acids. The transcript has 7 exons. Lineage: Eukaryota; Metazoa; Chordata; Actinopteri; Gobiiformes; Gobiidae. Gene Ontology annotation, molecular function: integrin binding. Gene Ontology annotation, cellular component: cell surface; focal adhesion; integrin complex. Gene Ontology annotation, biological process: integrin-mediated signaling pathway; cell migration; cell-matrix adhesion.
GAUAGUAGGCUGCUAUGGUUGUGUUUGCUAGGGAGACUUUUGUGUCUCAGUCAAGCCAAAAACCAAACCUGUCUCAGAUCAGCCUCCACCUGUGCAGAGUGCAUUCAGUCAGGCCCACAGUGUGGCUGGUGCAUGGACCCUCUGUACAAAACACGCUGCAAUACAAUGAAAAUGCUUCAAAGAGCGGGAUGUACAAGCUCUCAAGUGUAUAACCCUAGAGGUGAAUUGACUAUUAAAAGGAAUGUGCCUGCAGAUGCCCGUUCUAUCUUCCUGGAGCCUCAGCAAUUGUCUCUUAAUUUAAGACCAGGAGUAAAUCUUGUCUUCAGUUUAAAAAUCACCACACCCAGAUACCAACCGGACCUGACGCUGGAAACUACUGCAGUACCAGAAACUGUUAAUAUCACAUUCAAGGAAAUUUCAAGUGAAAAUCCUAUGGUUUUUGAGGUAAAGGUAAAGGCUGAUAAGUGCCCCAGCAAUGAUGAUUCAAAUCAGCCACAAAAUAAAACUGGACCCUGGUCUGUCGAUAUCAAGACGAAUAUUUUUCCACAAAGUGUCAACUUGGAUAUAAGUUUGGAUUGUCAAUGUGAAUGCCUAAACAAACAGGAGCUCAACAGCCCUGCAUGUAAUGGCCAUGGCAGACUGGUGUGUGGUGUGUGUCUAUGUCAGAUGCCCUACAGUGGGUCAUAUUGCCAAACAGAUUCUACGUCUACAAUGAACGAUGACUACUGUCGCUCCGGCCCCAAUGCUCCAGUCUGCAGUGGGAGGGGCUUUUGUGAGGAGGGAUUCUGUAUUUGCGAAAAGCGCCAAAACCCAAAUGAGAAGUACUUUGGUCAAUUCUGUGAAUGCAGCAACUUUGACUGUCCGUAUAACAAUGGCAGGAUCUGUGGAGGGCGGGGGAUGUGUCAGUGUGGACAAUGCAUUUGUGAGGGGGACUGGGCAGGUGAAGACUGCAGUUGUACAAUGGACUCUGCUCCCUGCAUGGCUGAAAACCAAAUGAUUUGUAGUGGACGGGGCACAUGCGUCUGUGGGAGGUGCAAUUGUGAACCACCUUACACUGGCCCAACCUGUGAGUUCUGUCCCACUUGUCAAAACCGAUGCCAGGACAAUGCGAGCUGCGUCGAGUGAGGAGUGUUUGGAACAGAAAGAUGUGAGACAGAGUGCCAUGAAAACACUGUGAUACUAGUAGAUACAAAAGAUGAUGUACCCACACCUCUAUGUAGAAUGAUCAGCCAAAAGGACAGUUGUUUUUUCCAUUUUUCUUAUUCCAGAUCCUCUAGUGGCCAAAUGACUGUGGCAAAGACAAAAGAAUGUCCUCAACAUAAUACAAAUAUUUAAAAUAUAGGUUGUUCCUGGCAGUGAGGCUUGUGCUGUGCUGAAAGCGGAGAUCUCGGGCCUGCAAACUCAGCUCCUGACAAAGCUCUGUCUUCUUCUUUUCUGAAGCAAAUAAGAAU